Leptidea sinapis is the source of this 1683-nucleotide messenger RNA. Its product is annotated as myrosinase 1-like. The record is from RefSeq and is a predicted model, not a curated record. Lineage: Eukaryota; Metazoa; Arthropoda; Insecta; Lepidoptera; Pieridae. Gene Ontology annotation, molecular function: beta-glucosidase activity. The coding region runs from base 88 to 1629 and encodes 513 amino acids. The transcript has 9 exons. Gene Ontology annotation, biological process: carbohydrate metabolic process.
CAGAUUCUAUAAUUAUCCAGAUUACUUAUCACUUAUUUAAACAAGUAUUUACCAACUAUGUAUUGAAGUGCUCGUGAAAAUUAUAAAAUGAAUCUUUUUCUGUUUUUAUUUACGUUAUUUUCGAUCUGUGUUUUGGAAUCACAUAGCUGGGCUGACAAUAGAGUGAGGAAAUUCAAAAAGGAUUUCUCGUUUGGGGUUGCCACAUCAGCAUAUCAAGUGGAAGGUGCUUGGGAUAAAGAUGGUAAAGGCGAAAGUAUUUGGGACAGAUACCACCAUACUCAUCCGGAGAUGAUCAAAGAUGGCAGGAACGGUGAUGAGGCUUGUGACUCCUACCAUAAAUACAAAAGAGAUGUGGAGAUGUUGAGAGAGUUGGGAGUACAUCACUAUAAAUUCUCUAUUUCCUGGCCGCGAGUGUUGCCAAAUGGUCUAGCCAACGAGAUAAAUGAAGCAGGUCUUGAAUACUACGACAAUUUGAUAAACGAACUAUUGAAAUACAACAUACAGCCUAUGGUUACUAUGUACAAUCUAGAUUUACCCCAAAACCUCCAAGAAUUAGGCGGCUGGACCAACCCUCUUGUAAGCCAGUGGUUCGAAGAUUACGCAGAGGUUCUGUUCGAGAAGUUUUCAGAUAGAGUGAAGCUUUGGAUAACGAUUAACAAUCCGACUACAGUUUGCUUUGAGACGUAUUCGGGGGUUUUAGCACCGGGGAUCAACUCAACUGGGAUUGGAGACUAUUUGUGUGUGAAAAAUGUUCUAGUCGCUCAUGCUAAGGCGUACAGGUUGUAUGAGAGUACUUACAAGAAGAUAUAUAAGGGUGAGGUUGGUAUAUCGUUGUUAUUGAAUUAUCCAGAUACGUUCGAUAAUAAAACCGAAAAUGAACAAGCUGCUGAAAAAUAUAGAGAAUUUACCAUAGGACUCUAUAUGAACCCGAUCUGGUCAAAGUACGGCGAUUUUCCCCUCAGCGUCAGAAAUACGAUCGCAAAGAAGAGUAAAGAACAAGGAUACGCAAAGUCAAGACUACCCUCAUUUACUCCUGACGAAAUCAAAUUGAUCAAAGGAUCAUCAGAUUUUUUGGGAUUGAACCAUUACACUACUUAUUUGAUAAAAGCCACCAAUAAAAAGUAUCCUGCCCCGUCUUUGGAAGAUGAUAUCUCAGUUGAAAGAACUGCCAGAGAGGAGUGGAUCCAGUCGCAGACCUCUUGGUUAAAGAGUGCUCCAUACGGCAUCUACAAGCUAUGUCUAUACAUAAACAAGAUGUACGACUACCCGCAAAUCUACGUCACGGAGCAAGGCUGGUCUACCACUACGAGUCUCAAUGACCGGAGCAGGGUUGAGAACCUUCGGCAGUAUUUGAUCGCUUUGUUGUUCGCAAUCGAAGACGGGGCUCAGGUGAAGGGUUACACUGUAUGGAGCCUUAUGGAUACUGUAGAAUGGAAUGCUGGAACUAGUGAACGCUUCGGACUUUACGAAGUGGACUUCGGUACGGAGGAAAAAACGAGAAAAGCAAGAUUAUCAGCAUUAGUUUACAAACGUAUUAUACAGAAAAAAAUUAUAGAAAAGGACUGGGAGCCGAAAUAUUGGACUAUCUCUAUAAGUAACAAAACCAAUAGCGACAAAGACGAAUUGUAGAUUAAGUGUCAAGAUUUAUAAUUUUUUUUUUUAAAUAUAUAAUUCUGUUGUAAA